Molecule: messenger RNA, 1960 nt
Organism: Gymnodraco acuticeps
Lineage: Eukaryota; Metazoa; Chordata; Actinopteri; Perciformes; Bathydraconidae
Gene: slc2a1c
Product: solute carrier family 2, facilitated glucose transporter member 1
Exons: 12
Coding region: 272-1723 (483 amino acids)
Biological process (GO): monosaccharide transmembrane transport
Cellular component (GO): membrane
Molecular function (GO): hexose transmembrane transporter activity
Source: RefSeq, a predicted model, not a curated record
UGUGUGUGUGUGUGUGUGUUCACUGAGGAACAUUUACAGGGUCAUAUCUGACACUCAGGGAUGAAGACGGGAUCAACGUACGACACUACGGAUCAGUGAGUGGUUGUUCAUCUCCCAGCGACCACUGACUGGAUUUACAUUUUUCUCUCACUUUUUGGAUUUGUAUUUUGGAGGCGAGCGGUCUGCUCACCUCCACGGCACCACAGCGACAGAAGUCCGAGAUAAAUGCACAAACAUCUGGAGGGAGUGAUUUAACGUCUCAGAUCCACCAAUGGCGUCGCAGGAGACCCGUCUGACAGCCACCCUCCUGACCUCCAUCCUGGCCGUGGUGCUGGGGUCGCUGCAGAUCGGAUAUCACACCGGGAAUGUCAACGCUCCGGCCAAGAUCAUCGAAGAGUUUUUCAACCACACAUGGAGAGCCAGGCACAACCAGUCGAUGCCAGAUCACAGCCUGACGCUGCUGUGGUCGCUCUCCGUCAGCAUCAAAGACUUCGGAGCCUUACUGGGAUCACUGGGAGUCAAAUACCUGGCAGACUCUUACGGAAGGCGUAACUCCAUCCUGAUCGUGAACUGCCUCUCGGUGGCGGGGGCGGCUCUGAUGUCGGCCUCUAAAGCCUGCCGCUCCUUCGAGGUUCUGAUCCUGGGGCGCCUGGUGUUCGGGUUGUUCUGUGGCCUGGUGAUGAGUCUGAACCCGCUCUACAUACAGGAAGUGUCGCCCACCAACCUGAGGGGGGCCUUCGCCACGCUCAACCAGGUGUCCUUCGCCUCGGGCAUCCUGGUGGGAAUGGUGGCCGGCCUGGAGACGGCUCUGGGCACGGAGCACCACUGGGCCAUGAUGCUGUCCCUGUCCGUGGUCCCGGCCCUGCUGCAGUACAUGGUGCUGCCGUUCUGCCCCGAGAGCCCCCGCUACCUGCUCAUCAACCGGGGGGAGGAGAGCAGGGCGGAGGCGGCGCUGCUGAGGCUCAGAGGAUCCUCGGAGAAAGUGUUUUCUGAGCUGGAGGAGAUGAAGUACGAAGCGGCACACACUCAGACCGGAGUCACCGUCCACGAGUUCUUCAAGAAGGGCCGAUACAAGCAGCCCAUCAUCAUCGUCCUCAUCAUCAACCUGGGCAGCCAGCUGUCCGGGUUCAACGCGAUCAUCAAUUAUUCCACCAGAGUGUUCCAGGCCAAGUUCGAUCAGGCCAAAUACCUGACGCUGGGGGUGGGGGCCGUCAAUCUGACCUUCACUCUGGUGGCGUUCUUCCUGAUGGAGCGGGCCGGGCGGAGGAGAUUGCUCCUGACGGGUUUCAUCUCUAUCGCCGUGUGCAACCUGCUCAUGACCAUCGUGGAUUCUGUGGUGCACCUGGUGCCGGAGCUGGGCAGCCUGCAGGUGCUGCUGGUGUUCUGCAUGAUCUCCGCCUACGAGCUGGGCCCCGGACCCAUCUCCUGGUUCAUCGGCGCCGAGCUGUUCGACCAGCCGGCCAGACCCAUCGCCAUGGCCUUCACAAGCAUGCUCAACUGGGGGGGGAAGUUUAUCCUGGCGCUGCUCUUCCCUCCAUUACUGAAAGCGUGUGGGGCGUACGUCUACCUGCUCUUCAUGGUCGUGGCUCUGGUGGCCUUCGCCUUCACGUGGGUUCGCCUCCCGGAGACCAAAGGACGGACGUUCGAUGAUAUCGCGGAGGAGUUUAGAGGAGCGGAGGAAAUCCCUCUGCACAACAAGGCUGGGUUCAACACGUUCCCCUGACACACUUCUGUCAGCUCGCUGGUCAUACUGUUAUGAGGGUCAGUUUACCAAUGUAGGCUACCAUCAUUUUAUCACCAAAUAUUAGUGGUACGAGAGCAAAAGUUGUAUUUUUGUUGUUAAACUAAGAAUAGUUCUAAUUCACAAUAUGCGCUUUCACACCGCAGUACUUUUCCCACAAAGGUUCAUCAGAACUUAGUUCAUGAGAACUCUUUAGUUCUCAUGAACUUCUUCUGCUUU